Messenger RNA from Mus caroli (Ryukyu mouse), 1496 nucleotides. The record is from RefSeq and is a predicted model, not a curated record. NCBI's taxonomy places the organism in Eukaryota, Metazoa, Chordata, Mammalia, Rodentia, Muridae.
CUACCUUCUAUAGCUUCUACUGUCUCCUAAAGGCGUUGUCCUGAAGACUGCUCAAUCCAUUAACAGGCGUCGGGGGACACUGAAGGUCUGACCUGUAGCAAUGGGAUGCUUUGGGACUGUUCUUAACCCUCAUGGUUAAGAGCAGUUAAUUGUUAAAAUUAGCUCACAGGUUUUCGGCGGUCGGACAUGGGCACACAGCAGAAAGACGUUACUAUAAAGUCAGAUGCGCCUGACACCCUGUUGCUGGAGAAGCAUGCCGAUUAUAUUGCCUCCUAUGGCUCAAAGAAAGACGAUUAUGAAUACUGCAUGUCUGAAUACCUGAGAAUGAGCGGCGUCUACUGGGGCCUGACUGUGAUGGACCUCAUGGGACAGCUUCAUCGCAUGAACAGAGAAGAAAUCCUGGUGUUUAUCAAGUCGUGCCAGCAUGAGUGUGGGGGAAUAAGUGCUAGCAUUGGGCACGACCCCCACCUUCUGUACACGCUCAGUGCUGUCCAGAUUCUUACUCUGUAUGACAGUGUUCAUGUUAUCAACGUAGAUAAGGUUGUGGCCUAUGUUCAGAGCCUACAGAAAGAAGAUGGCUCCUUUGCUGGAGACAUUUGGGGAGAAAUUGAUACAAGAUUCUCAUUUUGUGCGGUGGCAACUUUGGCUCUUUUGGGCAAGCUUGAUGCUAUUAAUGUGGAAAAGGCGAUUGAGUUUGUUUUGUCCUGCAUGAACUUUGAUGGUGGAUUUGGGUGCAGACCAGGCUCUGAAUCUCACGCUGGGCAGAUCUAUUGUUGCACAGGAUUCCUGGCCAUAACUAGUCAGUUGCACCAAGUGAACUCCGACCUACUUGGUUGGUGGCUUUGUGAACGGCAGUUGCCCUCAGGCGGACUCAAUGGAAGACCCGAGAAGUUACCAGAUGUGUGCUACUCAUGGUGGGUGUUGGCCUCCCUAAAGAUCAUCGGGAGACUUCACUGGAUUGACAGAGAAAAGCUUCGAAGUUUCAUCUUAGCGUGUCAAGAUGAAGAGACGGGAGGAUUUGCAGACAGACCAGGAGAUAUGGUGGAUCCCUUCCACACCUUAUUUGGCAUUGCUGGCUUGUCUCUUCUGGGAGAAGAGCAGAUCAAGCCUGUUAGCCCUGUCUUCUGCAUGCCGGAAGAAGUGCUUCAGAGGGUGAAUGUCCAGCCUGAACUAGUGAGCUAGUCAGGUGGGAACGAUGCUCUAGUGUGCAAUAUGAAUUGCUGUAUUGGAGUGUUUAUCAAACCUAGACGUGACUUAAUAUUUUGUAUAUCAUAUGCUAAUGAUAAAUUAUAUAAGUAUUGUAAAAUAAAUAUGUUGUAUUUAGAUCUUUAGUCUUCUGAGUCCAGUUUUUGUUAGUCCUGUUUAGAGCUAGUAUUUAACUGAUGCCUCCCCGGGUCCUAUUGUCAUGUAACAAUGAUGGAAAGUGAUUUCUGUUAAUAAAAGUGAUGAGUGAAACUCAUGAUUUAAAUAAAGGUCAAAAUCGAAAAAAAAAAAAA